AAUGGCCUCUCGAGGGCCAGAAAGGCCGGAAUGGCUCCGUUCGACGCCGUCGUGCGUGGCCCCAAGGCGCCCGCGCCGCUCGCGCGGCUGCAUGGCCUGCCGUACUUUGUGAUCGCACAGAUCAUCUUCGCCACCAACGUAUUUGUGCUCAUCAACUGGUACGGCGCGAUCGGCGCGCUCGCCGGCCUCGGUCUCGGCGUCUUGGGCUCGGUCCUCGACGCGCUCGUCUCCAACAGCUUUGGCCGCAACGUGCUCGUGCUGCGCUACAAUGGCUUCUCCGACUGGUCCGUGCUUUGUGCGAUGGCUCUCGCGCUUCUCGGCGGGCAGCUCAUGAACGUCAUUGUGAUCGAGCACCUUGCCGGCCCUGCCGCCGUCGCCGACCUCUUGGCCGCGUCGUCGUACACGCCAUGGACGCUCGUUGGCGUGCUCGUCAACAUUGGCAUGAGCGAAGUGCUCUUCUACAAAGGCCAUCAGUUUCUCCACGAGAUGUGCCCAGAGCUGCACUUGAUGCACCACUGCUGCCUCCGACCGACGGGGUCGAGCAACCUCAUUUCCGACCCACGCGACUUGGCGAUUGAGCUCGGCGGCCCCGGCGCCAUCUUGAUCAUGAACCACUUUCUUCUCUGGGACGAAGACGCGACGGUCCUCCUCCUCUCGUACCUCUUUGUGACGUGGUACUACACCAUCACGCACCACGAGUGGCUCGCCACGUAUCACAUCAAGCACCACACGCGCCUGGACGCUGUCUACACGGUCUACAUCAACCAGCGCGGCGACGCCCGACUCGACAAGAUCAAGAAUCUUCUCAAGCGGCCCCCCAAGCACGUGCUACAGUAGCUCCAUACCGGUCGCCGCCAAGGGCCGUCCUACCCUCAUGCAGCAGUACUAUGUCACUAGGGUUAACCUCGUGUUUUCUUGGGGCA
Saprolegnia diclina VS20 is the source of this 923-nucleotide messenger RNA. RefSeq lists its product as hypothetical. The record is from RefSeq and is a predicted model, not a curated record. NCBI's taxonomy places the organism in Eukaryota, Oomycota, Saprolegniomycetes, Saprolegniales, Saprolegniaceae. The transcript has a single exon. The coding region runs from base 31 to 837 and encodes 268 amino acids.